GUAGAGGGAGCACGUUUAUUUUAGGGUUGGUGGUUGUUUGUUGUAGACUGCAUUCUGAACUCAGGAGGAAGGAUUCUUCGUGUUUAUUCAACAAAGUAACUGCCAGCUAGCGUGAACAACGACUGCCUAAAUUCACAUUUAGUCAAGAUUGGAAUGUAAAUACAUUUGGUAGGUUGCGCCCUUUCAAAUUGGUAACAUAAUAUCCGGGUACAUAAUAGUCUUCGUCUGGCUGAACCUUUGUGGAGCAAGGUGCUUCUAAAUAGCUAGCUAAUACUAGCUAACGUUAGGUUGCUACAGUAGCGAGUUAAAAGGAUUCAAAAUAACAACUGGUAGCCUGCCGGCUGGCCAGAAAGCCGGGGGAAUCACCGCAGCACCGCGGGGAGCCGAGGCCCGAAAGGGAGCCUUCCAGGACCGCGGCUUGAUGUACCCUGCCUGCCUCGCCCCAGCAGCCCACAAUGGGGGAGACCAAAGUCAUAUAUCACCUCGACGACCAGGAAACACCUUACCUGGUCAAAUUGGCAGUGCCCGCGGACAGGGUCACACUUGCAGACUUCAAAAAUGUUCUGAAGAAACCGAACUACAAGUUCUUCUUCAAAUCUAUGGAUGACGAUUUUGGGGUGGUGAAAGAAGAGAUAUCUGAUGACAAUGCCAAACUCCCUUGUUUUAAUGGUCGUGUGGUAUCUUGGCUGGUGUCAGGGGACGGUGCUCACUCAGACGGGGGCUCGGUGGUUGAGAGUUUGUUGGAGCUGCCGGCCCCCCCCCUGGAGAGGACAGGGGGCAUCGGGGACUCCAGACCACCAUCCUACCAGUUAGUUGUUGGGAAGGCCACAGGUGGACGAGACUCGUUGGACAACGAGACUGAGACGGGCUCAAUGGUGUCCCAGAGGAGAGAGCGGGAGCGACCGCGCCGGAAACCCACUCACCAGCCUGGUGGGAGGAACGGUUACUCGCGAGUGGGCCGAGGGGCUGAGCUGAGCCAAUAUGACAGCUGCUCGUCCUUCAUGAGCAGUGAGCUGGAGUCCACCAGCUGCUUCGACUCUGAGGAUGACGACGCCACCAGCCGCUUCAGCAGUUCCACAGAGCAGAGCUCCUCUCGCCUGAUGAGGCGACACCGCCGGCGCCGGCGGAAACCCAAAACGUCCAACAUGGAAAGGUCUUCAUCCUUCAGCAGCAUCACAGACUCCACCAUGUCUCUGAACAUCAUCACUGUCACACUGAACAUGGAGAAGUAUAACUUCCUGGGCAUCAGCAUAGUGGGGCAAAGCAAUGAGAGGGGAGACGGAGGCAUCUACAUCGGCUCCAUCAUGAAAGGAGGGGCUGUGGCUGCAGACGGACGCAUUGAGCCCGGAGACAUGCUGCUGCAGGUGAACGACAUCAACUUUGAGAAUAUGAACAACGACGAUGCGGUUCGAGUGCUGAGGGACAUCGUACACAAGCCAGGUCCCAUCACUCUGACUGUGGCUAAGUGCUGGGACCCCAACCCCCGGAGCUGCUUUGCUCUGCCUAGAAGUGAGCCGAUCCGGCCCAUUGACCCUGCUGCGUGGGUGUCCCACACUGCAGCGAUGACGGGGGUGUACCCUGCCUAUGGUAUGAGCCCCUCGAUGACCACGGUCACCUCCACCAGCUCCUCCAUCAGCAGCUCCAUCCCUGAGACUGAGCGCUUCGACGAUUUCCACUUGUCCAUCCACAGCGACAUGGCAACCGUUGCCAAAGCCAUGGCUUCCCCGGAGUCGGGCCUGGAGGUGCGAGACAGGAUGUGGCUAAAGAUCACCAUCGCCAAUGCCUUCAUUGGCUCAGAUGUCGUGGACUGGCUCUUCCAUCACGUGGAGGGCUUCUCGGACCGCAGGGAAGCCAGGAAGUACGCCAGUAACCUGCUCAAGGCCGGCUACAUCCGCCACACCGUCAACAAGAUCACCUUCUCCGAGCAGUGUUACUACAUCUUCGGAGACCUUUGUGGCAACAUGGCCCACUUGUCUCUGCAAGACCAUGACGGCUCCAGUGGAGGGGCGUCGGACCAGGACACCCUGCCCCCUCUGCCCCACCCUGGGGCGGCCCCCUGGCCCAUGGCCCUGCCCUACCAGUUCCCCAUCGCCCACCCCUACAACCCCCAGCCCCAACCCGACCUGCCCCAGGGCUUCCCGGGAGUAGGGGCGGGCAGCGCUGGCAGCCAGCACAGCGACGGCAGCAGCGGCUCCAACUGCAGUAAGACCGAGGGCAGAGGUGGCGCCGGGGGCUCCAACAAGUCGGGUGGUAGUGGCAGCGAGUCAGAGAUCAGGAGCCAUCGGGCCCCCAGUGAGCGCUCUGUGGCCCCUAGCGAGCGCAGCACCCGCAGUUCCUACAGCCAUCGAAGCGCCCAAUCACUGUCCUACGGCCCCGGCUUGGUCUAUGCCCCCCCAGGCCUACCCCCUCAGCCCCUCCACCUGGCCACAGCUGCCCCUGGAGCACCCCCAGGCCGAGAGCUGGCCAACGCUACCCCAGAGCUCACCGGCUCCCGCCAGUCCCUGCGCAUAGCCGUCGGCAACUCUGGCGAGUUCUUUGUUGAUGUCAUGUGACGCAGGUCAUGUCAUAGGCACACCACAAAAUGGUGGAUAGGAAUUGUUUUGUUUAGUGCUGAGAGGGACAGACAGAGGGACAGACAGGAGGAGGAGGUCUCUAGGAAAUCGUUGUUGGGGUCAAUUCCAUUUCCUUUUUGAAUUGGCGGAAUUAAAAUGUAAUUGAGCCCAACCCUGCUGGAAAUGUCCUCUUGCUCUUCUGCUCUACUUUCUUCAGUGAAGAAACCCCCCGUCAGUUUCCUCCCUGUGAGGCGAGUUGUGUUUGGGUCGUGACCGGGAGGGAGGCCGGGGAAACAGCUGAGGAUGACUCGGCGCUUUUCUACAUGGAUGUUUUUAAUUUGUUGUUUUCUGUCUUUCCUCUCCUUAUCUGCACGUCCUCUGUCCCCCCCCAACCCCAGUCCAUCAGAGACAAAGGUUAAAAAAAGCUUCCUCCCUCCCUACAUACUUUCUUUCACCUAAAAUGGUCCCUUAACAACCGAUUUAUGUUUGCAAAGUGAAAGAAAUAGAAAAUUAACACUAAUCUUAAAUUGACUUUUAUUUGUAUGACUUUGUUUGACUAUGAAAAUGUAGUGCAAGAGACUUGAUGCCCUUUCUGUUCUCUUGUGUUUAUCAUAGCUGGUUGCAGAUACAUGUAGUUUCUUUUUCAACGCUUAACAUGAGCUUCCAGUUUAGACUCAUUGUUAAAGUACAUUUCUGUUAACCAGAGGUAUAUUUGUGUCUCUGUCUUGCGAUAAUGUACAGUGGAGAGAAAAAAGGUUUUCUUACCAACUCACUACUCUUUUAUUGAGAAAUGUGUUUUUAUUUAUAAAUAUAGUUUUAUGACUUUAA
Oncorhynchus mykiss (rainbow trout) is the source of this 3380-nucleotide messenger RNA. Its product is annotated as segment polarity protein dishevelled homolog DVL-3. Gene Ontology annotation, cellular component: cytosol. The record is from RefSeq and is a predicted model, not a curated record. NCBI's taxonomy places the organism in Eukaryota, Metazoa, Chordata, Actinopteri, Salmoniformes, Salmonidae. Gene Ontology annotation, biological process: intracellular signal transduction; canonical Wnt signaling pathway. Gene Ontology annotation, molecular function: frizzled binding.